This is a messenger RNA of Salvia splendens (bonfire salvia), 1695 nucleotides long. Its product is annotated as NAC domain-containing protein 72-like. Gene Ontology annotation, biological process: regulation of DNA-templated transcription. The record is from RefSeq and is a predicted model, not a curated record. The coding region runs from base 1005 to 1598 and encodes 197 amino acids. The transcript has 6 exons. Gene Ontology annotation, molecular function: DNA binding. NCBI's taxonomy places the organism in Eukaryota, Viridiplantae, Streptophyta, Magnoliopsida, Lamiales, Lamiaceae.
AAUUCACAUAUCAAUUUCUCUCUCUCUAAAACCACGUAGAUGCAGGCCUAUCACCACCACCCACCCUCACUCCGCCGCCACAAUUCACAUGUCAAUUGCGCUGCCGCCGGCGAUAAAGCAAGUGGUGUCGGAAUCAUGGGCGAAUUUAACCCGACGGAUGCGGAGAUAAUCCGUGAGUAUCUGAUGAAGAAGAUCAACAAUGAGGCGUUUCAUACCGACAUGAUCAGUCCAGUUCACUUCUAUGCUUUCACUCCAGAUUAUCUUUCUGGCAGUUCGUCUACUUCACAGGGAAACGUCGAGAUUCUGUCAGGACUGAUUGGAUGAUGCGAGAAUUCACAGCACCAGAGAAUCGCGCGAGGAUGAAAGAUUGGGUUGUGUGUAAGAUGUAUAGGAACGAAAUCCGGAUAUCAAGAAAAAGAAACCAUGAUGGAGAGGCGAACAACAACCCGGCCUACACUGAGGCGAUACGACCAGUCGACGAUAGCUCAACACCCAAAUUUUGAAUGUUUUAAGCUAUGGAAGAAUUUCAAAGUUGAUUGUGUUUGUUUAUCAAAAUAACUCAAUGAGAUGGGAACUUAUUCAGAUAAGUUUUAGGUAAAACAGUCACAUUGUCUUUAUUUCCUAGUAUCAUAUACACUAAGCUGUACAGUUGUUUGAUAAGGGAUUUGAGGUUGGAUCAGUUUAUUUUUAAUACUAUGAUUCAAUUUUGGUGGAUUGUAUAGUACAACUUUUAUGCAAAAUUUUGAGUCUUAAAAGAUUUGUUUUGUUGUUUUAGUGAGACUCAGGUGUAACUCUUUUGGUGGGAUUAGUUAAACUAAAUUGAAUAAAUUUUACUAAUAGAAAAGGCGGGAAAGGCCAAACUAACUCAAACUGUAGAAAGUGUGUUUAUUUGAGCAGAGCUCUCUCUCUCUGAAAAAUCACCCCCAAAACCCAGCCUCACUGCGCCACCACUUUCACAUGCCAAUUGCGGCGGCGACGGCGAUAAAGCUAGUGGUGUUGGAUCCAUGGGCGACUUAGCUCCGGUUCGCGAAUUUAAACCGGCGGAUGAAGAGAUAAUUCUUGAGUAUCUGAUGAGGAAAAUCAACAAUGAGGCGUUUCACACCGACAUGAUCAAUACAGUUCAAUUCUAUGCUUCCACUCCAGAUAAUAUUUCUCAAAUGCAUAGAGCAAGUGGAGACAGAGUGUGGUAUUACUUCACACAGAGAAGGAGAAAGCAUAGACGCGGCCAUCAGGUGGACAGGACAGCAGGGGAUGGAUAUUGGAAGGUUAUUGGUGCUCUCAAACGUAUCACGCAUAACGGAGAGAGAAUUGGGCUGCGCAGGCUGUUCGUCUACUCCACAGGGACAUAUCGAGAUUCUGUUCAGACUGAUUGGUUGAUGCAAGAAUUCACAGUGCCAGAAAACCGCGCAAGGAUGGGUGAUUGGGUUGGGUGUAAGAUGUAUAAGACAACCAGGCAAGGCGGCAGCUCUAGUUUGAUUCGUGAUGCAGUGAACGAAAGCAGGAGUUCAAGAAAAAGAAACCAUGAUGGAGAGGCGAACAACAACCCGACCUACGCUGAGGUUGAGCUAAUGAAGAAGUACAAAAUUGAUGAAACAUGAAGGGUGAAGGACAAGCAGUGAAUCAGUUGUGUAGUGAAAGGCUUUCAAUUGUUGUAGUGCUAAUUCUUGCUCAUAAUGACAUACUAUUUGCUUUUCA